Messenger RNA from Rotaria sordida, 753 nucleotides. The record is from the annotation of a GenBank genome assembly. NCBI's taxonomy places the organism in Eukaryota, Metazoa, Rotifera, Eurotatoria, Philodinida, Philodinidae.
AUGGGUCGACAUCGUUCACGUUCAAAUUCACGUUCACGUUCUCGAUCAAUGUCUUCAAGUUCGUCUGGCCGUGGUGCACGUUCAUCAAAUUGGAAUGGUGAAGCAGGUUAUCGUGUUCAUAUAUCAGAUUUAGCAGCUGGUGUUUCACGUAAAGAAGUUGAAAGAGUAUUUACUAAAUAUGGAACUAUUAAUGAAGUAUGGGUAGCAACAAAUCCACCUUGUUUUGCUUUUGUUAAUUUUAAACAUCGAUCUGAUGCUGAUAAAGCUAUACGAGAAGUUGAUGGAAAAAUAAUUGGUUCUACACGUGUUGGUGUUAGUUGGGCACGUACUCGUACUUAUGGUGGUCGAAAUCGUGGAGGUCGUGGUUAUUCAUAUCGAUUUAGUGGUAGUCGUCGUCGAUCAAGAAGUCGUUCAAGAAGUAGUUCACGUUAUCGACGACGUCGAUCAAGAUCACGAUCAGGUUCACGAGAUCGUUCACGUCGUCGUAGUAUAUCACCACGAGAUCGUAAACGUGGACAUCAUUCAAGUGAUCGACAAGAAUCCAAAUCACCUCGAUCAAUUUCACGUUCUCGAUCACGAUCACAUGUAUCAUCAAAACAUAAAUCACCUGGUGAUGCUAAUGGACGAAGUCGAUCUCGUAGUUCAAGUGUUGAUGAUCGUCAUGAUAACAGAGGAGCUGGUUCAUCGUCAGCUGCUGGAGCUGAUGGAAAUAAUACUUAUGAUCGAUCACCAAUUGCUGCCGGUGAAGAUUAG